AUGGCAACAGGCUACACCUGUGCCCAGUGCCUUCAGGUACUCCGCAAAGGCGUGCGGGUAUCAACCCAUACGCCCGCUCGCCUCCAAAGCCUAGCCCACGUCCGCCGAAGAUGCGCCAUCAGCCCAUCGUGGACUCGCAGCUUUGGCUCGGAGCGCAACAACCGCCCACUCGGCGGAAACACCUCUGAGCAGCUCAAGGGUAGCGUUACGGCAAAGUCUCAAUCUCAAUCUCCUACCACCCUGUCGCAGAAAGCCUCCGCCUCAACCUCCACCGGCCCCUCCGUCGACACGCGAGCCUUGCUAAAACCCGACAAUCUAUUCCACUCCUUCUCGAACUCGCCCUCGCCAGCAAUUCGCCAGCGAGCCGCAUUCAUCAAACAAAAUGCUUUCUGCCCUCACCCAGACCAUGCACAAACCCGUGCCCCCGUCUCGCCUCACGAUCCCGAAUCGCGAAAGACUCAGACUGUGGACGCAACUGCCGGUGGAAGCAGUUUACCCCCAGCUCACUCGCACUUCGAGUGCCCGGACUGCGGUGUACCGGUCUACUGCUCCGAGGGACACUGGAUGGAUGACUUCGAAGCUCAUCUGGAGAUUUGUGACACGCUUCGACAAAUCAAUGAGGACGAUCAUGAUCUUCAGUCUGGUCGCUUCUUCCCGGAAUUCAAUUACCCCGGUGUUCAGGAUGAUAAUUUCGUGGUUAACAUGACUAAUUGGGAUACCCUCAUGUAUACUCGGGAAUUUGACGCUGUUAAUGAUGAUCGCUCUAUGCGUCAGGUUACGCGCAUGCUUACUUACCCGCAGACUAUUGCUAGUGUUUUGCAUGAGCUUAGUCCGUACAGUAUUCGGGGGAAGGAUCGUUUGACGCCUGAGGGGUUGAAGAGUGUUUCUGCCCUCCGCUACUCCCUCCACCCACCCCGAACCGGCGAAGACAUCGACCUAAAAGGCCUCCGCCUCAAAGCCCCCCCCAGUCCGAAUCUUCAUCCUCGGCGCACGAGCCGAAUCCUCCCUCCCGCGCGACGUCUGGCUACAACUCCAAUACAUAGAGCAUGUCAAACCGAGACGCAGAAUUCCCUCUCUCCCGAACGAACGCCCGAAAACCCAUUCGGCGGUAUCGUCGAGGAUCGUCUCGGCGGCCAGAUGAAGAUAACUACCUACGUCGAUUACUUCCACACUAUGUAUCAGGCGCAGUAUUUCCAGCCCUUCGAUCCUUAUCUUGAUGUCUUUAUGCUGUUCCAUCCUGGUCUUGGACACCCUGCCAGUUCGCAUGAGUGGGAGGAGACGCUGCCUCAGUUACUUGAGACGAAGGUUCCUAUUCUUUGUACCGGUUAUACGCAGUGGGAUAUGGAGAGAGAUAUCAAGUGGGUGGGUGAGAAGUGUAAGGGCGAGUUUGAUAUGUUGCUUGAACCUGGGGAGAAUAUUUUUAGAAGUUUGAGGUGGGAUUUGAAUGAUAUGGAUCCUCAUGAUAUUUCGUGCGGAAAUUGGGGAUUGUGGGGAUUCCGUGGGAAGAGAUACGAGGCUGCGAUGAGUGACAAGGAGUAA
This is a messenger RNA of Penicillium cosmopolitanum, 1539 nucleotides long. Its product is annotated as putative mRNA processing protein (Mss51). NCBI's taxonomy places the organism in Eukaryota, Fungi, Ascomycota, Eurotiomycetes, Eurotiales, Aspergillaceae. Gene Ontology annotation, biological process: mitochondrial respiratory chain complex IV assembly. Gene Ontology annotation, cellular component: extrinsic component of mitochondrial inner membrane. Bases 1 to 1539 code for a protein of 512 amino acids. The transcript has 4 exons. The record is from RefSeq and is a predicted model, not a curated record.